UGUAACGGUCAUCAAAACAAUGUGUAGUUGUUAUUGUUUAUAAUUGUGAAUAUAAAUUGCAUAAAAGUAGAGAAAUAAGUGUUAUUUCCAGAACUUUUAAUUGAAACAACAAAUUAUUUUAACAAUUCAAAAAACAAAAGUUUGCCAUAAUUAAAGACGUUAUUUUGGAAAAUAUAAAAAAUAUGGAUAAUAGUGACUCAAAAGAUGAAACACUUUGGCGAUCAAUUGAUUCCGACUCUGAUAAUCCUGAUGAGAGUAAUGGAACAAUAUUUUUUGAUUUACCUGAUGAUGAUCAGGUGUAUUUUGAUGCAAGAAAAUCAUCAUUUCGUGGUGAUAAAACAAUUGGCGAAACUGGCUUGCUUGAUGCAAUGCGUGAUUUAAAAAUAAAAUCAGCUAUCAAAUUAAAACCAGAGCAAGAAAAACGUUUAUCAAUUGAUAAUAAAGUUUCAAUUAAUUUAGAAAAUGUUAUGAAUAUUGAAGAUGCUCCAAAUGAACAAGAUAAAAAUGAGAAACAAGCUGUUGAAGAUGUUAAAAGCCCUUGUAAAAUUCAAGAGAACAUUCAGCUUGAAGCAAAAAUAAAUUCCCAGACUGAAGCAAUUUUGUUGGAAGAAAAAAAAAUAAUUGUAGCUGAAGAAGUAACACUUGAUGAACCAGAACAAAAUUUAGAAAGUGAAAAAAUAUCAGCUAAUAUUAUUGAAGCUGAAAAAAUAAUCCUGACUGGAUCAGAAAAAAAUUCUACAGCCAAAGAAAAAAUUCCAGUUGAUGAGAAUAAAAUUUGUCAGCAAGAAAAAACACCAAAAGCCAUUGUUCAAGAUGAUGUUAAGCAACUAGAUGAAGCAAUCAAGACAGCUGAUAAAAUUGCCAGUGUUGAAAAGACAAAAAUACAUCAAAAAAAUUUAAAACAAGCAGAAUCAUCUUUAAAAAAAUGUAAUAUUAAUUUAGCACAAACAAAAAAAAUUUUAAAUGAUUGUCCAAAAGUACCACUUGUAUUUUCAUCGAGUAUGGUUAAAGCAAUGAAACCAUUGUUACAACAACCAUCAAAAAAACCAUCUACAAUACCAAUUACCCCAAAACUAUUGAGCUCAUCAAGAAAUCGUACAGUCACCAAAAGUAUUGGUGCUUUGACUCAGCCAAAAAGCCAACUGACCAACAACAAGCCACAAUGUAUCAUCAGAAAAUCAAUGGCAACAAGUGGAUCAAUAUUAAAAAGACAAAAUUCAAAUAUAACAAACACAGCUGAUAAAUCAACAACAACUUCAAUUAAAAAAAAUCCACAAAAAUUAAAUACAACUGUUUCGACAAUAACGACAACCAAAGAUGGCAUGAAGUUAAAAGAAGAAAAAAUUAAUAAUUUUAGUAUACCAGUUACUGUUAAUCGUAAAAAAAGAACAGAAUUUGUGCCAUUUAAUUUUUCAUCACGUGAAAAAAUUAAUAAACCCAAAAUAAUUGAUGAUAAAAAAAUUGAUAAUACAAAAAUUAAUUUAUCAAAAGAAAAUAAAUCCAAUAAUAUUAUGUCAUCAAGAAUUAAUUUACAAAAAAAAAAUCAAGAGAGACGUGAUAUUGAUGAAAAAAUAAAAAAAAGACAACUUGAGUCUAAAAAGGUGCAUGAUGAUGUUGUUGUUAAAAAAAUUGCUGAAAAAAAAAAUGAAGAUAUUGAGUUGAGAAAGAAAUCAAUCGUCAAGCCAACAAUUAUGCCAAAUUUUAAAAUACCAACUGGUUUGAGAGUAAAAAAUAAUUCAACGGUAUCAUCAUGUGCAAUUAAAAAUAAAAGAGUUUAAUUAUAUAUAUUAAUUAACAAUAAAUAAUAAAUAUAUUUUUUAAAUUAUAAAAAAUAUAUUUGUUUCGAGUCACCAGUCUUUUUUUUUUUUAACUAGAAAAUUAAUAAUAAUUAAUAAAUAUUUUCUUUUAAUAAUAUUGUACUUUUUAAUAUUAAAUUUAUUAAUAAAAUAAUUAUUGUUUAUUU
Aphidius gifuensis is the source of this 1963-nucleotide messenger RNA. Its product is annotated as myb-like protein V. The record is from RefSeq and is a predicted model, not a curated record. The coding region runs from base 183 to 1778 and encodes 531 amino acids. The transcript has 2 exons. NCBI's taxonomy places the organism in Eukaryota, Metazoa, Arthropoda, Insecta, Hymenoptera, Braconidae.